Mesorhabditis belari is the source of this 3015-nucleotide messenger RNA. The record is from the annotation of a GenBank genome assembly. NCBI's taxonomy places the organism in Eukaryota, Metazoa, Nematoda, Chromadorea, Rhabditida, Rhabditidae.
AUGGGUCAUGGGGGUGGAAGCGAGUCGGGAUCAUCCGGAGGCUCGCACUUGAAAGAUGGAUUUAUCGACCUAUUCGCUGGGACAAUGGGCGGCAUUGCUAAUGUCUAUGCGGGACAACCACUUGAUACGGUCAAAGUGAAAGUGCAAACGUUUCCGAAGCUGUAUGCGAAUUGGGUCACUUGUUUAAAAGAUACUUAUCGAAUUGAUGGCGUUCGUGGACUUUAUGCAGGAACUGUUCCCGCCUUGGCUGCAAACAUUGCUGAGAACGCCGUUUUGUUUUGCGCUUAUGGAUACUGUCAAAAGUUGGUUGGCUCAUUCUGCGGGCACGAGGAUUCUAAAUUUAUGUCGCCUAUUGAAAAUGCUGUCGCUGGUUCAUUUGCAGCUGUUUUUGCAGCCACCGUUUUGUGCCCCACUGAGUUGGUCAAGUGUAGAUUACAGGCUGCUCGUGAAACAAACCCGACUGUUCGGUCUACUCCAUUUUCGGUGUGUCGUAAUAUGCUCCAGGAAAGAGGACCCCGUGGCUUUUUUAUAGGCAUGACUCCAACUUUGGCAAGAGAGGUUCCUGGGUAUUUUUGCUUUUUUGGUGCAUAUGAACUAUGCCGCUUCUUAUUAACUCCGGAAGGGAAGACGAAAGAUGAUAUCGGUCUUUUCAGAACAGCAAUUUCUGGUUCUUGUGGUGGGAUGGCGUUAUGGGCGGCAAUAUUUCCGGCUGAUGUAAUCAAAUCCAGAAUGCAAGUACAGGGCGGAGGCAAUUUCGGCGAUAUGUUUAAAACGAUCCUAAAGGAGCAAGGUUUUAUGGGUUUCUACAAAGGUUUACUACCGACAUUGAUUCGUACCGCUGUGGCUUCUGGGCAUUACAUGACAUCUUUUCGGGUCUUAAGAUUUAUUCGAGAUACGAAAAGUUGCAUCAUCAGAAAUUAUUCGCAACCUUUCUUUAAGGUGGAACUUGCUGCAAACAAAGGCGCCAAUGUCAGAAAAAGAAAUACAGUUCCUGAAGUUACAAAGAAAUUUAAACAACGCAUCGCGGAAUAUUUGAAAGAUUUAAACGAUCCUUUGAUAGAAAAGAGAUUGGGUCCCUUGCGGGCGUCCGUUCGCGAGGUUGCGGCUGAAAUUAAGUCGUUGAAAGAAAGGGAGCCUUCAAGCAAUGAACUACCUAAUCUGCUGCAUGAGUUGAAACGAAGAAAAACGCUUCUUGAAAAUACGGAAUUGGAAUUGGCUCCUCAGGAUGCGUCAUUUGAUCGAACAAAGAUUGAAGACUUGUUAAUCGACUGCCACUUUUUUCGACCAGCUUUUUCAUUAUACAGCUCAGCUCCGGGAUUAUUUUAUUUUGGACAGAAUGGAUCUCGGAUGGUGAAAAAUAUAAUCUCUACCUGGGAAGAUCAUUUUGUAAUGGAAGAUGAAAUGAAUGAGAUCAUAUCGACAAGUCUUACUCCGGAGUCUGUAUUUGUUGCCUCUGGGCAUACGCAACGUUUUGCUGAUCUCAUGGUCAAAGACACAAUCAAUGGAGAGCUAUUUCGUGCUGAUCAUUUCUUGCUUAAUUCGUUCAAAGAGUUGUUACUGCAAGCGCCUUCUGCUGAACUGAAGAAAGAAUAUGAGCGUAUGAUUGAAAGAAUCGGAGACUUGGACGAAUUGAGGAUAGAGGAGCUAAUUAAGCAGUAUGAUUUGAAAUCACCAUCAGGGAAUCCGGUCUCAAAACCAACAAAAGCUAACCAAAUGCUUUCAAUUGAAAUGGGAUUUAAUGGAGAUCGAGCUUUCUUACGACCAGAAACAGCACAAGGGAUCUUUGUCGAGUUUCAAAAUUACCUGGAAGCAAACAAAGGGAAACUACCUUUCGCAGUCGCUCAAGUCGGUACUGCUUUUCGAAAUGAAAUCAAUCCGAGACAUGGUUUGUUACGAACACGAGAAUUUCAAAUGUGUGAAAUCGAGCACUUUCAUGAUCCACAACAAAAGACGCAUCAUAAAUUUGACGAGAUUGCUGAUCGACGCUUGGUUUUUUAUCCACAAAGACAACAACUUGAUGGUGCGAGCCCUAUUGAGAUCUCUGUAAGAGAAGCUGUAGAUACGCUCAUUGGAUAUUAUCUUGCGAGGACGCAUAGUUUUCUGGAGAAGGUUGGAAUUAACACUCGUAAAUUACGUUUUCGACAACAUAUGGCAAAUGAAAUGGCACACUAUGCUAAGGAUUGUUGGGACGCUGAAGUGAUGACUAGCUAUGGGUGGAUUGAAUGUGCUGGAAUUGCAGAUAGAGGUGUUUACGAUCUGGAACAACAUUCAAGAAUAUCCGGAACAAGGCUCACUGCUAAUCGUGAUAUAGAUUCAGCGGAGAAAGAAGCUUUAUCGAUAAAACCAAACAUGAAUAUCCUACAAAAAGCCUAUCCUGAUAAAGCAAAGAAGAUACAGAAGUCUUUAUCGGAACUCAAUGCACUAAAUAUUCAAGCUGGUACGAUAAGCGUAACAGUCGAUCAGCAGGUAUACCAAUUGAUGCCAGAUAUGUAUGAACUCAAGAAAAGUAUGAAAAGUAUCAAAACAGAAGCGUUUAUCCCAGCGGUCAUUGAACCUUCAUUCGGCAUUGGACGGAUUUUCUAUGCGGCAUUAGAGCAUUCAUUUCUCCAACGCGACGGUGAUGAAAAGCGAGUCUUUUUAAACUUAAAUCCUGUUGUGGCACCAAUCAAAUGCUCAGUUCUUCCUAUCAAUUCAAACGCGGAAAAAUUGCAGCCACUUGUGAAAGAAAUUUGUAAAAGAUUACACCGGCACAGGAUUUCGUAUAAAUUGGAUGAUUCAAAUGGAUCAAUUGGUCGUCGAUAUGCAAGAACUGAUAAAAUUGGAAUCCCUUUUGGAGUAACGAUUGAUUUCGAAAGUAUUGCAAACCCGCCCACCGUCACAGUAAGGAACGCUCUAAACCAGGCGCAAAUACGAGUUCAGAUAGACGAUUUAUGCAGCGUUCUAACGAAUUUGAUAAAUGGAAGUCUGGAAUGGAGUAGAGCCGAAAAGUUAUAUCCAUAUCACGCUACGAUUCUA